GCGCUUUGAAUGAGCGCCGGGAGAAGCCGGGGACAGAGAGGGGCGGGCUUACCUUUCAGUGGGAAUCCUCGUUUCAAAAAGCUGCCAACGUCCCCUUGUAAGAGAGUGUGGGCCUGUUUCUGCUUCCACUGCAACUCAAGAGACGACAAAAGGGGACCGAAAUAUGCUCUGCGUAAGUGGGACACGGGUUUAUUUUCGUUGACCCAGAAGAAGUUUCUGACUUUAACUGCGCUGAAGCUUGAGACAGACUGCACUGAGAAAAAAGAAGACACAAUACAAGCCACAAGUCGUACAGGUGGCAGACCACACGUUGACCGGGGAACCAGAUCACACCAAGAGACUCACCAUCCAGACCUCGUCUCACCUGAGCCUGACGAAAAAGAUUAAAAUGUCCAUGGAGAGUUAUUCGGCGCUGGAUGAGUCCUCUCUCCGAGCCUUGCUGGAUGGAACCGUAGAUCUGGACGAGAGGCGCCUCAUCCGUUCAGCCAUCCGGGAGUUGAGGAGGAGGGAGAUAGAGGACAUGGAGGCCGCUCUGGCCAGCAAGAGAUUUCGUCCCACACGCCUCAAACAGCAGGAGGACAAGGAGAACCAGCACAGGUCAGAAUCCAGUGACAACUUGGAUGUCCUGUCACGAAAACUGCAAACAAUCCAGGACAUCGAUGAGCUCACGAAAAUGCUCCGUGCCACCAGCGAGUAUGAGGAGAGGAAGAUGAUCAGAGCAGCCAUCCGACAAAUCCGAGAUGAACAGCAGCAAGGGACUGUGGAGCGGGGUAAAGCUCCUGGUCACUGCCUAGAGCCUGAGAGGGUGGAGCCCCAGAGCAGCAUGGGAACUGGGGAGACAGAGCGGGAGACUCACAGUGAGCGAGAACGUAUCAGAUCUCAGAUCCGGGAGUUACGCGACCAGCAGACACAACAAAGCAGAGAGCUGCAGAGAAUAGGCAUGGUGUUGAUUCUGGAUCAUCUGGCGAAGGAUGAUGGCUCUGGACCUCUGCUGAUCCAGCCUCCGAGAGAAGCUGUGACCGCAGAGCCUGACCUGGUCCUGUCUCAUCGGCAAAGGUCCGACUCUGCAGCUUCAGACCGCAGUGUGACCUUGGUGCGUUCCAGGUCCAAUCUGGAUUCUGUUGCCUCAGAGAAGAGUCUGGGCUCAGCCUACAGAGCCCGGCUGGACUCUGGAGCCUCAGACAGGAGCCAGAGUCCCUCCCAGCGUGGUCGGCUAGACUCUGGGGCAUCAGAUCGAAGCAUCAGCUCCCAGUCAUUUGUCAGACAGAGACUGGGCUCAGAUGUCUCUGAUUCUGGCGUCAGACCCCGAUUUGGCUCUGGGGCUUCAGACAGCAUUGGUCUGUUGUCAAGGAAACGGACUGACUCAGGGACAUCUGACCAGAGUGUGAGUAUGUCCUCUGAGGAGAGGGGUCCAGCGGAGGAGGUGGAGGUAGCCACGAGUGGUUCAACUUACAGCACAGAUUCAGAGACCGAGGGCCGAAGCCAAGAUCCAGUUAGCCUCCAGACAGACAUCACUGACCAGGAGCAGCCUGAUGGGGCUGUAUUAUCUCAGAGAGAUCCUGCAAAUGGCCUGCUCAACAGCAAUGCCAAGGGAAAAAUCGACUUCCAGAAACAAAAGAUGACAAUUAACAGCGAUCUGCCCCUCACUCAUGGCAAAGCAAAGGAUUCUGUACCUGAGAAGAAAGAUGUUAUAUUGGAACAAUUCAACCGCACCAACUCUGUACGUGACCGAAUGCGCAAGUUCACAGAGCCCAGCCAGAGCCCAAAUGUCUCAGCUUUGAAGAAAGCUCCUCUGAAGAAUGGGACCACCUCCAGCAGCACCGGACAGACAAAUCUCUCCAGAGCUACUGAGCUGUUUACACACACAGCAGCAUCCCUCAGCACAUCUGGAGAGAGGCCAGCAAGGCCACAUGUAGACUCUCACACCUCAGCCGCAUCCGAGAGUCAGGCCACACCUCAGCCAAGAGGUGUGGCUAACAAACCUCUGUCUUCAGCUAGCCAAUGGCAGAACUCCAUGGGUGGGACGAGGCAUCCAGCUGAAAAAGAUGUGCACGCCUCCAGUAACUCAAAGGAAGACAGAACCCCAGGGAGAGCAGCUGGACAGCAGGUCACCCAGGGAGAGGCAGACCCGGACAUGAAGACUUUCCUCACCAUCGAGAUCAAGGAUGGCCGCACCACCACCUCCUCUACAUCCUCCCCUAGGGGCAACAUCGUACCUAUCACCAACAUGACCCCACGCAUCACCACCAAUACUCUGGGACAGAGAGCAGAGUUGACACUUGGCCUCAGAGCGACCCCAUUCAAGAUCUCCUCAUCCAGCCUCUCCUCCGGAUCCUCCAUCAAGAUGGAGACAGAGCCUGUUGUGGCCUCUGAGCCGGUGUUUUCAGCUGGACCAUCUGUCCAGCUGGCGUGUCACGUCCCGGCCAUCCCCAACGGCUCCAGCACUCAGGCCAAACCCGACGAGCGCUCCGGAAAGCUGACUGCUGAACAGCUGGCUGCUAUCGAGGAUGAAGAGCUCCUUGACAAAAUGCUCGAUGAGUCAAAAGACUUUGAGGAGAGGAAGAUGAUCCGUGCAGCUAUGAGAGACCUUCGCAAGAGAAAGAGAGAGGCCAUGCUGGGAUGUACUCAAGAGGAAAUAGGUAGGGCAGACCAGAGAGAAAAGGAGCGCGAGACCCGUCUGCAGGAGCUCCGGCAGCAGAGAGAAGAGCGAACACAGAAGGCUGGGGUCGGAGCACAAGAGGUGGUCAUGAGGAAGAUGGAGAAGUCAGCGGAUGGCUCCAGCCUCAGCCAAGUCACCAAGACAGACCGCUUUGCCCAGUCUGAUAAUGGGAGCCGAUCAUCACGCAGCACUGUCGUUGAGGCCAGUUAUUUGCAGAAAACAGACAGAGGGACAGUCCAGUCAAAAUCAUACAGCUUCACCUCUUCCACAUCCUCCUCCUCCUCUAACGCAAGCAAAAAAGUGGGCAGUGUGUUUGAUCGCGAGGAUGACAUGUCAUCUCGCAGCGGCAGCGGCGGGUUGGCCGCCGUGGAGCGAAGGCAGGCGGAGAGGCGCAAGGAGCUGAUGAGGGCUCAGACUCUGCCGAAGACCUCUGCCAUGCAGGCCCGCAAAGCCAUGAUAGAGAAGCUGGAGAAGGAGGGAGGCGGCCCUGGAAAUCAGGCAGUCGCCAAGGUAAACAAGGUUCAGCGUUCCACCAGCUUUGGUGUACCCAACGCAAACUCCAUCAAGCAGAUGCUGCUCGACUGGUGCCGUGCCAAGACCCGCUCAUAUGAGCAUGUGGAUAUUCAGAAUUUUUCAUCCAGCUGGAGCAAUGGCAUGGCAUUUUGUGCCCUGGUGCACAAUUUUUUCCCUGAAGCCUUUGACUAUAGCUCCCUGAGCCCCAGCAACCGCAGGCAAAACUUUGAGGUGGCCUUCAGCAAUGCAGAGACCUACGCCAACUGCAUGCCUCUGCUGGAAGUGGAGGACAUGAUGAUCAUGGGUAAUAAACCAGACUCCAAAUGUGUCUUCACCUACGUACAGUCUCUGGUCAACCACCUGCGCAGAUACGAGAUGUCCAUGGGUCGGCCCUGUGACCUCUGACCUGACAGCCCUGACCCCUCCCCGGCUCCAUCUUCACCUGAUGACCGCCUCCACACUGACAGGCUGCGUCACAGAGUUGUACAUCUCUGAUGGACAAGUUGGGGAUUGUAUGUGUGUGUGUGUGUGUGUGUUUGUGUGUCAGUUUGCUUAUUAUCUUUGUUGGCAGUGGUGAUGUGUAUUCAUUAUUUCAGUUCUCCUCUGAACUUACAUUGUUAACACAAAGUCCACCUUUCUCCAGCAAGACAGCGCCAAAGUUUUUAUAACUACUACCUUUUAAGCUUUAAAAUUUGACGUCUUUUUUGUACUCAAACUCAGCUUUGUACCAGGUAAUAUUUAACAUGCAGUGGCUGUGUCAUCACGCUAGUGUACUGAAAAACACAUCAAGAGAGAAAUAUUUUUAUAGUAUUUCUCCUUUUUAAGUUAUUUAUACCGACAUUUUUCUCUGCUACACUUUUGUAAUUAUUGUAAUUUGCUAGCAUUGCUGUUGGUAAUUCCACUGAAGAAGAAAAAUAUGAUGCAUUAUUUGGAUUUCAUUUCGGUACUUUUUAAUAUUGACCAAACUCCGCUGCUUGAACUAUUUUAGUUAAGUUAUUAUUCUCAUGUUGAUAAUCUAAUUAUCUUUCUAUCAAUUUCUAAUCAGUUAGCAUAAUACUAUUUAAUAAUUGAGCACAGGGAUGUUCUUUCUUCAUUGUUCAAAUGGAGGCAACAUUGUUAUUGUUGCAGUCCAGUGCUGAGUAAUCUCACCUUUCUGAAGUCUACAGUGCUACUGAGAACAUGUUUCAGAUGUCUUUAACAUUUUACCCCUCCUGUAUUACUGUAUCAUCAUACUAUUAUUCUAACAGGCAAAAUGCCUGCAGUCCAGCACGUUUUUUAUUCAGGUAUAAAGAAAACAAGAGGAGUUGGUUGCAGUCUGAUGUCAUACAGCUGAGUUGUAUCAUUACUUGAUGUUUCUUACCACUUGGCUGACAGCAUAUGUGCAGAAAACCUCACAGCAUCACUGCCUUGCCCUGCCAAACACACUCACACACAGCUCUUUUAGAGGGCUCCUUAUUUAUGCUUGAGUAGACUUUUUAAAAAUAUAUUGUUUUGUAUUUUGUUAGUGUGUACAUUAUGCUUCUAAAAGUUUUGUUUAAAGUGAGUCAAUAAGCUCAAGCUACCACAAUGUUUUGUGAAACAAAUAGGGGUCACUUUUUGGUUAAGGUAAUGGGCCUGAUGAAAGCCGGCUUUCUGUUGUGCAAGCAUGAGUAAUCAUGACUGAACAUAACUGCCAAUUGUAUAUUUUACGACAUGAAGCUAAAGAAAAUUUUUAAAUGAAGAUUUUUAAUGAAACAUAUUUCUUAAUGAAACAUAUUUCUUAAAGCUCUGUUUUAGUAGAUUUAGAGAAAUUAUUUGAGAAUUAUUCCGCUGCUGCCAACUGAAAAUCGAAUACCUUCCACGAAGCAGUGAAUGCUGUACAUAAGAGCUUAAACACCUUAUAAUUUCAUGUUUCUGUGCACCACAGUUAAAUGUGAAUUAAAAUUAAACCAAUUUGAGAAAUGA
Molecule: messenger RNA, 5116 nt
Organism: Siniperca chuatsi (mandarin fish)
Lineage: Eukaryota; Metazoa; Chordata; Actinopteri; Centrarchiformes; Sinipercidae
Gene: smtnb
Product: smoothelin b
Exons: 20
Coding region: 389-3577 (1062 amino acids)
Biological process (GO): actin cytoskeleton organization
Cellular component (GO): filamentous actin; microtubule organizing center
Molecular function (GO): protein binding
Source: RefSeq, a predicted model, not a curated record